GAAACAGUCUUUGAGUCUUUAUUUCAAGAAUGGAGUUCAAGGAGUUAAAGAAAGCAAUAGAUCAAGUAGAGCUCGUUGAUGCUCACGCUCACAACAUUGUCUCUCUCGACUCGUCCUUUCCCUUCAUCCGAACUUUCUCAGAGGCCACCGGAGAUGCCUUAUCCUUCGCUCCUCAUUCUCUCUCCUUCAAGAGGAAUCUGAGGGAAGUUGCUCAACUCUAUGGCACUGAAGUAUCGCUGGAAGCUAUUGAGAAACAUCGUCAAACCCUGGGUUUGCACUCUCUCACUACCAAGUGUUUUAAUGAAGCAAGAAUCUCUGCUCUGCUCAUUGAUGAUGGAUUGAAGCUGGACAAGAAGCACGACACUGAAUGGCACAGAAACUUUGUUCCAUAUGUUGGUCGAGUACUGCGUAUUGAGACUCUUGCUGAGCAAAUCCUCAACGAGGAGAGUCCUGAUGACUCUUCUUGGACUUUAGAUUCUUUCACAAAAGCCUUUGUUGAAAGAUUGAAUUCGCUUGUUCCAGAGAUUGUUGCUAUAAAAACAAUUGCUGCUUACCGUAGCGGUUUGGAUAUUGAUACUCAUGUGAGCAAAGAAGUUGUUGAGAGUGGCCUUGUUGAAGUCUUGCAAGCUGGAAAGCCUGUCCGUAUUGGAAACAAGGGCUUGAUUGAUUACAUUCUUACUCUUAGUUUGGAGGUCGCUGAACGUUGUGACUUGCCCUUGCAAAUUCACACAGGUUUUGGUGACAAGGACUUGGAUUUGAGGUUGUCAAAUCCUCUUCACCUUAGAACCCUUCUUGAGGACAAAAGAUUUGCAAAGUGUCGUAUAGUUCUUCUUCAUGCAUCUUAUCCAUUCUCAAAGGAAGCAUCAUAUCUGUCUUCAGUUUAUCCUCAGGUAUUCCUUGAUUUCGGUUUGGCUGUUCCAAAACUUAGUGUCCAUGGUAUGGUAUCUUCUGUUAAGGAACUUCUUCACUUAGCCCCAACAAAGAAGGUGAUGUUCAGUACUGAUGGCUAUGCAACUCCUGAGACCUACUAUUUGGGUGCAAAGAAAGCACGAGAGGUCAUCUUCUUAGUACUGCGUGAUGCAUGUGUCAGUGGUGAUCUCUCACUCAUGGAAGCUAUUGAUGCAGCUAAAGACAUUUUAUCACGGAAUGCAAUUGCAUUUUAUAAGAUAGAUGUAGACACAAGUUCUUCUAUUCCACAAAGUAGAAUAUCUCCCAAGUCACAGAUGGAGGAGCCUCAUGCUCAAGAGGAUAGUAGUUCUUUUGUACGCGUUAUUUGGGUUGAUACAUCAGGACAACAAAGAUGCCGUGUUGUUCAAGCGCAGCGUUUUAACAGAAGUGUGAAGAAGAACGGUAUUGGUUUGACUCAUGCAUCAAUGGGGAUGACUUCAUUUUAUGAUGGACCAGCAGAAGAGUCUAAAUUAACUGGUAUAGGUGAGAUUAGACUGGUUCCAGAUCUAUCAACCAAGCGGAUCAUACCAUGGACAAAGCAAGAGAGCAUGGUUUUAGCUGACAUGCUCCUAAAGCCUGGUGAAGCAUGGGAAUACUGUCCAAGAGAGACCUUAAGAAGAGUCACAAAUGUUCUUAAAGAUGAAUUUGAUUUGGUAAUGAACGCUGGUUUUGAGAAUGAGUUUUAUCUCCUCAAGAAUGUUGUGCGGGAAGGCAAAGAAGAGUAUGUGCCUUUUGAAGUUGGUCCUUACUGUUCUACAUCCUCAUACGAUGCUGCAGCUCAGAUUUUCCAUGAAAUUAUACCAGCUCUUGAGUCCUUGAACAUCGCAGUUGAACAGUUUCAUGCUGAAUCCGGGAAAGGUCAGUUUGAAGUAUCUUUAGGUCACACCAUUGCAUUCCAUGCUGCCGACAAUUUGGUUUACACACGUGAAGUUAUAAGAUCGGUCGCAAGGAAACAUGGGUUGCUCGCAACCUUUGUUCCAAAGUAUGAUUUAUGUGAUAUUGGUUCUGGAUCACAUGUGCAUAUAAGUCUUUGGAAAAACGGUGAAAAUGUCUUCCCGGCUUCAGAUAAAUCAUCUGCUCAUGGAAUGUCUUCCAUUGGAGAAGAGUUCAUGGCUGGAGUUUUGUUUCACCUUCCUUCAAUAUUUGCAGUUCUAGCUCCACUUCCAAACAGCUAUGACCGAAUCCAACCUAAUACAUUUAGUGGAGCAUUCCAAUGCUGGGGCAAGGAGAACCGUGAGGCCGCUAUAAGAACGGCUUCUCCACCAGGAGCUCCUGAUGGUUUAGUUACUAACUUUGAGAUAAAAGCUUGUGAUGGCUCUACAAAUCCUCACCUUAGUUUGGCCAUUAUUAUGGCUGCCGGAAUUGAUGGUCUCCGGCGACACCUUCAACUUCCUGAUCCUAUAGAUACAAACCCGGCAGAUGUGGCUGCUACAUUGAAUAGACUUCCUGAAACGCUCUCAGAAGCUGUUGAAGCUCUGGAGAAAGAUAAAGUCCUCCACGAGCUACUAGGACAAAAUCUUUUAGCUGCCAUAACAGGAGUCCGCAAGGCUGAGGUCCAGUAUUAUUCGAAGAACCCGGAUGCAUGUAAGCAACUCAUUCACCGAUACUAAGCGUUGGCUCUCUUGAGUUGAGCCGUGGGAUAGUGAUCGCUGGAUCAUUUGCUAUAUUUUCGUUGUUGAGUUUAUAUGAUAAAUGCCUAGAGAUUAAUAUCCUAAUCUCUAGAACUUCUUCAAUAAUAUCCAGAUUUUCAUAU
This is a messenger RNA of Brassica oleracea var. oleracea, 2701 nucleotides long. RefSeq names its product protein fluG-like. Lineage: Eukaryota; Viridiplantae; Streptophyta; Magnoliopsida; Brassicales; Brassicaceae. The transcript has 17 exons. Gene Ontology annotation, molecular function: hydrolase activity; glutamine synthetase activity. Bases 30 to 2558 code for a protein of 842 amino acids. The record is from RefSeq and is a predicted model, not a curated record.